Molecule: messenger RNA, 860 nt
Organism: Temnothorax curvispinosus
Lineage: Eukaryota; Metazoa; Arthropoda; Insecta; Hymenoptera; Formicidae
Product: probable ATP-dependent RNA helicase DDX47
Exons: 5
Molecular function (GO): RNA helicase activity; nucleic acid binding; ATP binding
Source: RefSeq, a predicted model, not a curated record
CAAUGCCAUCUGGAUAAAGCAUUAUUUUUUGACGUAUUUGCUCAAAGAACGUGUCGCGUUGCUAAACCACAUUGCUGAUCCAACUAUUUGUACGCGUAUUGAUAAUUUCGAUUUGUAAAAAGAUGGAGAAUUCAGAAAAAUCAGUCGAAGACACCAAAGAUGAAAGUAACAUCGAAAGAAUCACGUGGAAAGAUUUGGGACUCGUGGACACACUCUGCAAAACAUGUUUAGAAUUAAAAUGGAAGGAACCUACCAGAAUUCAACAGGAAGCUAUCCCUUUGACGCUUCAAGGCAAGGAUGUGAUUGGAUUGGCGGAGACUGGAUCAGGAAAAACUGCUGCCUUCGCGUUACCUAUACUACAAGCGUUAUUAGAGAAUCCUCAGAGAUACUUUGCGCUAAUACUGACACCUACAAGGGAAUUGGCAUUCCAAAUCGCAGAGCAAUUUGACGCGUUAGGUUCCAGUAUGGGUGUGAAAUCUGUAGUGCUAGUAGGUGGAAUGGACAUGCAUGCACAAGGCAUAAUACUCGAAAAGAAACCCCAUAUUAUCAUCGCUACACCUGGUAGAUUAGUCGACCACUUGGAGAAUACAAAAGGCUUCAAUUUACGACAGUUAAAGUUUCUGGUGAUGGACGAGGCAGACCGCAUCUUGAACAUGGAUUUCGAGGUAGAGGUUGAUAAAAUUCUCAGAGUAAUACCACGAGAAAGAAGGACGUUACUAUUUUCAGCAACGAUGACAAAGAAGGUGCAGAAGUUGCAACGUGCAUCCUUACGCAAUUUCGUGAAAGUUGAAGUGUCUACCAAGUAUCAGACCGUAGAAAAACUGCAACAAUAUUACGUAUUUAUUCCAGUGAAAUUCAAG